Alternaria viburni is the source of this 549-nucleotide messenger RNA. RefSeq lists its product as uncharacterized. The transcript has a single exon. Gene Ontology annotation, molecular function: signaling receptor activity. Gene Ontology annotation, cellular component: membrane. NCBI's taxonomy places the organism in Eukaryota, Fungi, Ascomycota, Dothideomycetes, Pleosporales, Pleosporaceae. The coding region runs from base 1 to 549 and encodes 182 amino acids. The record is from RefSeq and is a predicted model, not a curated record.
AUGCGCGAUCAAAACGAGAAGAUGUCGUCAGGACCAGAAAAUACCGCUGUAGGGCAAAAGCACGAUCCUUCCAUUGAGAAUUCGCUCGUCAACUACGGACAAUUACCAGGAUGGCGCCAAGAAAACCAAUACAUCGUCACCAAAUACCGUUCCGCCCGCAAUUCAUACCGCCAAUCCAUCAAAAGCCUCACAUACCUCCAUAACGAGACCGGAAACAUCUACACCCACCUACUCUUCUUAGUCACUGUUUUGCUUCUCACCACCUACAACCUACCGCAACUAGGCGGCCCAAAACAGUGGUUCCCCUCCCCACGCAACGGUGAUUUACUGGCAUUGUCUGCAUUCCUCGGCGGUGUGGUACUGUGCAUGUCAUUCUCCGUCACGUACCACAUCGUCCUCGACCAUUCAGAAUCUGUGGCGACGGCUGGCAAGCAGUUGGAUUUUGCGGGCAUCACGUGUCUUAUCUGGGGCAGUUUGAUUGCGACGCUAUACUACACGUUCACCUGCGAGGUAGAGCUCAUGCGCACCUAUAUGCUCAUUGUAAGUUGA